This is a messenger RNA of Zootoca vivipara (common lizard), 792 nucleotides long. It is a transcript of the gene FAAP24, whose product is annotated as FA core complex associated protein 24. NCBI's taxonomy places the organism in Eukaryota, Metazoa, Chordata, Lepidosauria, Squamata, Lacertidae. Gene Ontology annotation, biological process: interstrand cross-link repair. Gene Ontology annotation, molecular function: chromatin binding. The record is from RefSeq and is a predicted model, not a curated record. Gene Ontology annotation, cellular component: Fanconi anaemia nuclear complex.
AGGAGGUCAGUGAUGGCAAAUGAAGGCACUCCUGUUCGACUAGGAGCCGUUAGUGUCCCUUAUGGGCAUGUGAUUGGCCAUGAAAAAUGGAAAGGCUCUCUGGUUGCUCAGGGGAUACAAGGAAAAGUUAAACUAAUUCUAGAAGAUGGCCUGGGAGUCGUAGACUUCCAUCUUUCAAACAGAUCCUGUGUCCUUUAUAUUUCUGAAGCAGACCUGGUUGCAGGAAAUGGCUUCAAAAGGAGACUUGUUCGCUUUAGAAACGCUUGCAAUCUCCAAGGAAUUGUUAUAGUUGAAAAAACCCAAAUAAGCAAUCAGUAUUUUCCAGCAGUGCAAAAAUUUGUUGUCCUGGAACUUGGGAUGACGUUACUUCCAGUGGCAAGCCAAGAAGAGGCAGCACAGCUUAUUAUCCAGCUGGUGCAGGAGCAAACUAAAGAUCAAGCCAGCAACCCCUUUUUGGCUAAGAAAUGUCCCCAGCUCUUAGAGGCUUCUGUAUUCCAAACAGUUCAGCAGAUUCCGGGAGUUGGGAAAACAAAAGCUUUGCUUCUCCUGGAACGGUUUCAAAACCUCCACCAGCUUUGCAAUGCAUCCGUCCAGGAGCUUGAGCAAGUAGUUGGACACGCUCUAGCCCAACAAAUCCAUGCGUUUUUUGCACAGGCAAAGUAACCUCACCUGGUUGAGAAGGUGGAAGUGAACCAUGUACACCACCUCAAGCUCCUUGCUCAAAGGACAAAGGUGGGUUAUAAACAUAGUAAAAACCUCCAUGUAGCCUGCAUGCCUGUCCUGAACAGCGUC